AUGAAGAAGUUUUUAAUUGUUCUUUUGAGUUUAACUUUGGUUUUUGCUCUUCCAAUAAAUGAAGUCGAGGAUAGCCUAGAAGAUGAUGUACCUGAAGAUGGAUGGUUUGUUCCACAAAAAGAUGGCUCACUAAAAUGGAUGACCGAAGAAGAAGCUCAAAUACAAGCACGAGCUCAACUUAUGUCUCGAAAAAAGUCUAAGGAAGCUAAAGUCGAAUUUUAUUUGUACACUGCAGAAUUCCCCAAUGAAGGACAUCAAAUAUAUAUUGGAGAUAGUGCAAAUUUGAAAAUGUCAUCUUUUAAUAGUGAGAAUCCAACAAGAAUUAUCAUUCAUGGCUGGCAAAAUAACUAUAAAUCCGAUGUUAACACAGAAAUCCGUGAAGCUUUAUUCAGCAUGGGUGAAUACAAUGUGAUUUCUGUGGAUUGGAGUGACAAAGCCGAUCGUUAUAAUUAUGUAUCCGCUGCAGGAGCAGUUUCUGAAAUCGGUCAGAGAGUUGCUCAUUUGAUUGAAUUCCUUCGCGAUGAAGGAAAUGUGAAAAAUGAGGAUUUGAUAGUCAUUGGUCAUAGUUUGGGAGCUCAUGUAGCUGGAUUUGCUGGUAAAACGAUUGAAGGAGAACAAAUUCACACCAUCAUUGGCUUGGAUACUGCAUUUCCUCUGUUCAAGUAUGACAAAUGUGAUGAACGCUUAUGCAGUACGGAUGCAAUGUACGUUGAAUCAAUUCAUACAAAUGGAAAACUAUUGGGAUUCAUACAGCCAAUUGGUCAGGUGGCAUUUUAUCCAAAUGGAGGCAAGACUCAACCAGGAUGUGGACUUGAUAUGAGUGGAACGUGUUCACAUUCGAGAGCUUAUAUUUAUUAUGCCGAGUCAAUAAGACAGAAUUUUUUGGGUCUGAAGUGUGACGAUUGGAAAACUGCUGUAAAGAAGAAUUGCCUGGCAGGUGGUCAAGGAACAAUGGCAGGAUUUAGUCAUGCAUAUAAUUAUAUGAAAUUGGAUGGUACAUUUUAUUCUCCAGUAGAUAAAAAGUCACCAUAUAGUUUGCUUACUAAAUAUAAUACAUAA
Episyrphus balteatus (marmalade hoverfly) is the source of this 1059-nucleotide messenger RNA. RefSeq names its product phospholipase A1 VesT1.02-like. Bases 1 to 1059 code for a protein of 352 amino acids. Gene Ontology annotation, molecular function: lipase activity. NCBI's taxonomy places the organism in Eukaryota, Metazoa, Arthropoda, Insecta, Diptera, Syrphidae. The transcript is spliced from 3 exons. The record is from RefSeq and is a predicted model, not a curated record. Gene Ontology annotation, biological process: lipid metabolic process.